AUGCAGAUCUUUGUAAAGACCUGUACGGGCAAGCGCCCGCCGCUCGAAGUGGAGGCAACCGACACAGUCGCCACCGUGAAGGGGCAGAUCUGCAGCAAGGAGGGAAUCCCACCGGAGCAGCACAUCCUGUCCUUUGCCGGAACAGUGCUCUCGGACAGCAACGUCCUGACGACGUACGGUAUCAAAGCUCAGGACACUCUGGAACUCAUGGCACCCGAGCCACGACCCGUGUCAGUGAUCCUGCAGCGGAUCAGUGGAGAGACCUGGAAGCUUGAGGCAACCUCCGCCGACACAACGGAGCACUUGAAGAGGCGCAUCUUUGAAUCCUUUGACAUCCCGGAGGAAGAGCAGCAGCUUUGCUUCCACAGCCAGCGCCUCCAAAAUGGACAGAAACCCUUUGAGUUUCUCUCAGAACCCGAGCAAAUGAUCACCCUGGUAAAGGUUCCGCGUCAGAUGACUCUUUGCGUGCAGUUUCUGAGUGGCGGCAAGCACGACAUGUGCGUAAACUGCAUCGACACCGUUGGGCAGCUGAAAGAGAAGAUACAGGACGCGCAUGGCGUCCCUGCAGACCAGCAAGUGUUGGUGUAUGCCGGGCAGCAGCUGAAGGAUGAGUACAAAGCCUUGGGCGACUGCAAUAUCCAGGGCAACAUCUUCUGCGUUGUGCGGAAUCGAAAGCAGGGCCCGACCUUCACCGUCACGGUCAAGGUCCUCAGUGGUCAGAGCUUUGAUCUGUCCGUUGCUGCGACGGACACGAUUCAAGAGGUAAAGGCCCAGAUCGAGAAGUGUGCCACCAUUCCAGCAGAAAAGCAGCGGCUGGUUUUUGCAGGCAAGCUGCUGUGCGACACAGCCACUGUUUCGGAGAGCCGCAUCGAAGAUGGGAAUACACUCCACCUCGUGGUGCGCCUCACAGUGCAGGGGGAGGCAGGCUCCACCAUGGAGUCUCAGGGCACAGUGUGCAAUCUCCGGGGCACCUGCGAUAGCCCCGGUGCGUGCGGCCUCCUGAACCUCGGGAACACGUCUCCGGGCCGCAUCGAAGAACUCCGUGGUCGGUCGGUGUUUCAGGAUCCUUUUACCAUGCAGCUGCGUGCCUGGUUGUAUCGAAGGGCGGCUUGCGGGUGCUACCUGAACUCCACCUUGCAAGCACUGUCCAACACCGUGGCAUUGCGCCGGUACUACGAGGCGGGCCACUACAAGGCGGACAUCAGCUGCACGCCUGACAGCAUGGGAGGACGUUUGGCAGAUGGAUUCGCCAAUCUGCUGCGCUCCAUUUGGGGCAACGAGUUUCGGAUCGUCAAGCCGCAUGAGGUUCGCAAUUUGAUCUCCGAGAAAUGGAGCCAGUUCGCUGGAUACAGGCAGCAUGAUGCUCAGGAGCUCCUGAUGUUUCUCCUCGACGGUCUGCACGAAGAUGUGAAGCGCAGCCCGUCGCCCUGCCCCCGCGGGUCGGAAUCUGCCUCCUCCCAGUGCGAUGCGUCCGACGCCCAGGAUGCGGGCAACUGCCAGACAGACUCGAAGAUCAAGGACAUCUUUCACUUCCAGGUGCGCUCCACCACCACUUUCUGCGAUGUGGGAAUGCGCUCUGAGAAGUUUGAGCCCAUGGUUUACCUCACCUUGCCCAUCCCUGGGCCGGAAGACACUGCCCCGGCCGAGCGAUCGUUGGAAGACUGUUUGCACUCCUUCUCAAAGCAGGAAGAGCUUUGCCAAGACGACUGGGUUUGGUGCGACCAGACGCAGCAGCGCGAACGGUCCCUGAAGAAAAUUGAGCUUUGGACGGCGCCGGAGUGCUUGAUCAUCCACUUGAAGCGGUUUGUCGCCGACUCUUCCAGCAUUGACAAGGAUGGAAGCUUUGUUCGCUUCCCCUUCGAGCUGGACCUUUCGCAAUGGCUCGCGGGACCUCCAACCGAAGAAGGAGAGCAAUACAAACUCUAUGCCGUUGUGAACCACUCUGGUAGCCUCUCCUACGGCCAUUACACUGCCUACUGCAAAGUGGGCGAGGGUUCUGACAAGAAGUGGUAUCUCUUCAAUGAUGCUCGUGUGACACAGGCCAGUGAGUCUGACGUAGUGUCACCAGAGGCAUAUCUCCUCUUUUAUGAACGCUUCUAA
This is a messenger RNA of Symbiodinium sp. CCMP2592, 2100 nucleotides long. The record is from the annotation of a GenBank genome assembly. NCBI's taxonomy places the organism in Eukaryota, Dinophyceae, Suessiales, Symbiodiniaceae.